AUGGCCUUCAAACAACUGCCAUGGCUGAAAGCUUACAUAGAAUUCAACACAGAAAAAAGAAAGGCUGCCAAAAACGAUUUUGAAAAAUACUUUUUUAAACUGAUGAACAAUUCAGUUUUUGGGAAAACCAUAGAAAACUUGAGGAAGAGAGUGGAUGUGAAGCUUAUUAACAACAAGAAGAGAGCAUGCAAAUUGGUGGCCAAACCCAACUUCCAUGCCUUCCGCAUCUUUAAUGAAGAUUUGGUGGCUGAUCACCUGUUAAAACAUAGGCUGUAUUUGAACAGACCAAUCUACGUUGGAUUCGCCAUUCUAGAUGUGUCCAAAAUAUUGAUGUACAACUUCCAUUAUAACUACAUCAAAGUGAAAUAUGAAUCAAAAGCCCAACUCCUCUUCACUGACAACGAUUCAUUGUGCUGCAACAUCCAAACAAAAAACAUCUACCAAGAUAUGAUGGAAGAACGACACCUAUUUGACACCUCUGACUAUGACACUAGCCAUCCACUUUACAGUACCACACACAAGAAGGUCCUAGGUAAAAUUAAAGACGAAAUGCAUGGCAUUCCUAUUCACGAAUUUGUUGGUCUGAAGUCAAAAAUGUAUUCUCUUGUCUACCAAGAGAAGAGCAAAAUGAUGGAGAAGAAAACAGCCAAAGGAAUAAAGAAAAGUCUCAUUAAAAAUCACACUAGGCACCAACACUAUAAACAGUGUCUCUUUGAUAAGGAGAUCCACAUGUCUCACAUGACACAUACCAGGAGCUAUGACCACCAACUGUACAACAUCCAACUCAACAAACUAGGACUCUCCCCCUUUGAUGACAAGAGGUAUCUCCUUGAGGAUGGUGUUACCAGUCUCAGUUAUGGUCAAUGGAGAAUUACCCAGAAAGCUUUGCAAUAA
Gigantopelta aegis is the source of this 894-nucleotide messenger RNA. RefSeq lists its product as uncharacterized. NCBI's taxonomy places the organism in Eukaryota, Metazoa, Mollusca, Gastropoda, Neomphalida, Peltospiridae. The coding region runs from base 1 to 894 and encodes 297 amino acids. The record is from RefSeq and is a predicted model, not a curated record. The transcript has a single exon.